Molecule: messenger RNA, 4267 nt
Organism: Paramormyrops kingsleyae
Lineage: Eukaryota; Metazoa; Chordata; Actinopteri; Osteoglossiformes; Mormyridae
Source: RefSeq, a predicted model, not a curated record
GUCUUGGCAUGAGCGGACCCCAGAGCCUGUGGGAGGUGGUCGUGCUGUGUGUGGCGAUUUUGUACGGGAGGAAAAAAUAAUAAUAAUACUGUACACGCACACUUCUGGGUGGAAUUUGGUUCGUCGUAAAAAAAUGUACGCCUAUCACUAGCUGAACAGUCCUCCAGGGACAACGCUCUACUGGCUAUGCGUGUAUCCAAAGACGAAGCAACUGUUCUGCCCAGAGGUCAUACAAUGCAGUGAACCUGAUGGCUCAGCGUCGCGUCCCGUUGUUCUUCCUGCUGCUCCUGAAGAUCCUGGGGGCGUUAGCUGAAGACGGGCACAUCAAGUGCACGUGCGAGGGCAGCUCUUGUGCCCCGGGGCACCACUGCGAUGGCGAACAGUGCUUCUCCUCGGUGACGGUGAGCGGGGACCAGCGCGUCUUCACCCGCGGCUGCAUGACGAACACCCAGCAGAGCCGCAUGAUGUGCUCCAACGCGCCCUCUGCCAGCUACGCCAUCGAGUGCUGCUCGCACUACAUGUGCAACGCCAACGCCACCACCGACACGCUUCUGCCUCUGCUGCUCACAGGUGGAACUGCACCUGCGACACAUCAAGUGCCAGAAGGAAAGCCAAUCAGGUACAGGGUGGAGACCCUUGUCAUCUUCGUGAUUGGCCCGUUUGUGGUGCUGGCCCUCCUAUCCCUGCUGGCCGUGCUGGUGUGUCGGCGGCUGCACCACGGCCGGCUGGAGAGGCUACACGAGAUGGACGCUGAGCAGGGGGCCAUCGACGGCCUCAUUGCUUCCAACGUGGGCGACGGCACGCUGGCUGAUCUCCUGGAUCACUCCUGUACUUCAGGCAGUGGCUCUGGCCUUCCCUUCCUUGUUCAGAGGACCGUGGCCCGGCAGAUCAGCUUGGUGGAGUGUGUCGGAAAAGGGCGUUAUGGGGAAGUCUGGAGGGGCCAGUGGCAGGGAGAAAACGUGGCAGUGAAGAUCUUCUCCUCCAGAGAUGAGAAGUCCUGGUUCAGAGAAACAGAGAUUUACAACACUGUCCUGCUGCGGCAUGAAAACAUCCUCGGAUUCAUGGCUUCCGACAUGACAUCGCGUAACUCCAGCACGCAGCUCUGGCUCAUCACGCAUUACCACGAGAACGGCUCGCUCUACGACUACCUGCAGCGUGUUGCCGUGGAGACGGCGGACGGGCUGCAGAUGGCGGCGUCGGUGGUGAGCGGACUGGUGCACCUGCACACGGAGAUCUUCGGGACAGAGGGAAAGCCGGCUAUAGCUCACCGUGACCUCAAGAGCAAGAACAUCCUAGUGAAGAAGGACCUGCGCUGUUGCAUCGCUGACCUCGGCCUGGCAGUCACGCACUCGCAGUCAGACAAUCAGCUGGAUGUUGGAAAUAACCCCAAGGUUGGUACCAAGAGGUACAUGGCGCCGGAGGUUCUGGACGAGACCAUACAGACAGACUGCUUCGACGCUUACAAGCGAGUGGACAUCUGGGCCUUUGGGCUGGUCCUCUGGGAAAUUGCUCGCCGGACCUACAGUAACGGCAUCGUCGAAGAGUACAAGCCGCCCUUCUACGACCUUGUGCCCAACGACCCCAGCUUCGACGACAUGCGCAAAGUCGUGUGCGUGGAACAGCAAAGACCCUUCAUUCCCAACAGAUGGUUCUCGGAUCCGACCCUGUCGGCCCUGGUGAAGUUGAUGCGGGAAUGCUGGUACCAGAACCCGUCGGCCCGCCUCACGGCACUGCGAAUCAAAAAGACUCUAGAUAAAAUCUACAGCUCCCUGGAGAAAGGCAAAGCGGACUGCUGAAGACGGGCAUCUCUGGAGGGGUUGGCCUGAACCAGCAUGGGCGGGGCAAGGGAGGAGCAGGGUGGGGCUGGGACCUGGGGGCGGGGCUUGUACACAGACUGACACGCAUCCAAACACCCGAAGGAGUAAAAUGGGAUGGGGGGGUGUUUUGUUCUGUCAUUGUAAGGUAAUUAUUAUCAUUUUUUUGUAUUGCUGUUUGUUUUUGUCACUAUCUCUGGCUUAUUCUUGUGUUAAUCUGCCAGUGAACUUCCCUGCAUUGGACUGGCUGCAUACCAUUGUGUGUGUGUGUGUGUGUGUGUGUGUGUGUGUGGAGGCCUCCUGCCCAGCAUACCGUUGUGUGUGUGGAGGCCUCCUGCCCAGCAUACCGUUGUGUGUGUGGAGGCCUCCUGCCCAGCAUACCGUUGUGUGUGUGUGUGUGUGUGUGUGUGUGUGGAGGCCUCCUGCCCAGCUCUUUCUGUUGCGUGUGGCGUCUCCCGCGGGAAAAGCUGCAGGCCCAAGCUUUUGGGGCCCCGGGGUCUCUCCGUCCUAAAACUUCAGUCCUCGGGUAAUGCCCCCCCCCCCCCCCCCCCCCCUUUAAGUUUUCUAGUUCGGCGUUGUGAUUUCGGGCGUUAUGCAAAAGCAGCUUUUUCUCAGUACUCCUUACGAGGCAAGGGCGGCUACCGGAACGUUCGACGUUUUAACGGCACGGGUGCCUUAGAUCAGUGUAUGUAUCCUCCAUCUCCCUGCUGGCCCAGUAGAGUUUACAGAAGAGUCACAAUGUCAUUUUUACAAAGCCAAUAGAACCGGAACCACAAACCGCUGAACACCUUGUGCAGUGAACCUUAACGGCUGCCUGCGAAAGUGCCAUAGCCCUUGAUCAUGUUUUCUCUAUAUAUUAAUAUACAAACAGUAAUAUACAAACUGUAAGUAUAUAUUCCUGUAGUCCUUCACCACUUCUCCAGCAGCGACCGGUUUAACAAAACAAAAAAGCAUGUGGCUUUGGAACAGAAACGGGCGGUAGCUCUCAGUGGGAAACGUCUCGGUGCGGAAGCCGGCUUGCCAGCGUCAGGGAGCUCGUCACUGCAGCUCACUGCCACACGCCUGCCCUCGGGCUCUCUGCUCUUUUGGGUCCUGAAGUUUUUAUAUAUUCGAUUCUUGAUUGGCACGGGGGUCUGUCGUCUGUCACAAUGUGUCAGCCCCCCCCCCCCUGCCACCGCCCGUUUUCGGAGCCGUCCGCCAUGACAUUCUCCUGCCAGCUCUUCCCAUGGCUGUAUGCAAAGACAAGCUUCCAUGAUCUUACUUGGGUUGGGGAGGGGGGGGGGGGUUUCCACAGCCUGGAGGCGUCGAUGACGCACAAAACUAAGUUUCUUCCUGAAAACAACAAAUCUUGUGCUUCGUUUUAAUAUGUAAAUCUGUUGCUUUUUCCAGUCUUGUAGUCCUAAAACAUUUACUGGUAUUAGUUUCUUGGUUCCAGUUGGAAUGGAUUUUUUUUCCUUUUUUUUUUUUUUUUGAGUUUUUUUAUCAUCAAUUAAGGGGCAGAGCCAAGACCUGAAGAAGGAUACUACAGUUAAACAAAAAAAAAAACAUGCAUCAGAUUCAUGCAGUUACCUUUCAGCCUGAACUAAGAGGUCUAGUGAAGAUCAUCUGGUGAAGGGGAACCUCACAUUACAUGUUACUGUAUUAACAUAGUCGCUACCGAACUUUAUUUUCAUCAGCACAAUAUUGUCACAAAUGUGGAACAUAUUACUGUAUAGCAUAAACACUGCUAUGAGCUUGCCUUUGUUAAAUUACAACUGUGAAUGCCUAAAAAAAAAUCCCUAAAUGACAUGGAUGGGAACAGUACAGAUCUCACGUGGGGGGGGUAAAACGUAAUGAUGUACUACUGCUGGGCGCAUAGUUUAGACAUUUCAGCACUUUGGAUGACCUGGCGCCAGAAGUAUGUAGUGGGCGUAGACCGAAAUGACAGCCAGCUGGACGUUCCGUAGAGGGUGACGGCGGUGGCUAAACUCGCCUCAUUCCCAGACACUCGGCAUGAGGACGAAGGCCAGCCCCUCCUUUCACUUUGGCAGCUCUGCUGCAGCAGCCAGCACCGAACAGGCCAUUAAACAACAUGUAGUUAUCAUGGUGAUUAUUAUUAUUAUUUAUUAUCAGAAAUGUCCUGUUACAAGGAUGCAUAAGCAAUCAGUAAGUACCAGAAGUCCAAGCACUGAUUUUAACACUAGUAAUGCAUUUGAGAGACACUACAAAUAUACGAUGAAACGGUGCUUUACAAAUUAAGCUGAGUACAAUCAGCUGUUAGACAACAGCUGAUCCACACUACAUGAAUACAAGUAUUUAAAUAUUGGAACUUAAACUUUCUGCAUUUAAGUAUUUGCAAAAAAGGCAUUUAUGGUAACAGCAACAGUUUUGUUUGGAUAUAUUUGUUUUAAAGAAGCACGUUUGUUUAAAUCCAGUUUUUAUGUUGCUUUUUUUUUUUUUUUUUUACAUGCAAU